GACUCCAUCUCAAAAAAAAAAAAAAAGAAUUCUUUUGUUACUUUAUCAUGCUUCAAGGUCCAGGAAAGGCCUAGGCAAAACUCUUGGUGGGCUUUUGUUACAUUCCAGCCUUGUUUAAGGGCACUGGCUGGCUCUUUCAGCUUUUAAUAUGUAACUCAACCACUCAGUCAGUACUGAAACAGUUGUUACGGAGGCCUGCAUUAGUGAGACCCCCGCCUGCCACAGUAAGUGCUUCUGGAGAACAAAACCAGGUAGAUACAUAGAUCUAGUCUUAAUCCCUCAAACUGACACCUUUUUCAGUUUUUUCAUCUGAACAAGAGACGAAUUUCUGAGUUGAUAAACUUGCAUCGUGUCCCUUUAUUUUCCUUCACUUACCUUCACUUUUAAUUUCGUUGGUAUGCCUGUGUAUUUGCCUUGUAGAUGUGUAGUUGGUGACCGCCUCUCCAGAUGCUGAGGUGCCUGUAUCAUUGGCAGAGGCCAGUACUGAACUGUAGGUGGAGUAGGCUGUGUCUUCUGAAGCAGUAUCUAUUUACAAUGAAGUUGCAGUCUCCCGAAUUCCAGUCACUUUUCACAGAAGGAUUGAAGAGUCUGACAGAAUUAUUUGUCAAAGAGAAUCACGAAUUAAGAAUAGCAGGAGGAGCAGUGAGAGAUUUAUUAAAUGGAGUAAAGCCUCAGGAUGUAGAUUUUGCCACCACUGCUACCCCUUCUCAAAUGAAGGAGAUGUUUCAGUCGGCUGGGAUUCGGAUGAUAAACAACAGAGGAGAAAAGCAUGGAACAAUUACUGCCAGGCUUCAUGAAGAAAAUUUUGAGAUUACUACACUACGGAUUGAUGUCACCACCGAUGGAAGACAUGCUGAGGUAGAAUUUACAACUGACUGGCAGAAAGAUGCGGAACGCAGAGAUCUCACUAUAAAUUCUAUGUUUUUAGGUUUUGAUGGCACUUUAUUUGACUACUUUAAUGGUUAUGAAGAUUUAAAAAAUAAGAAAGUUAGGUUUGUUGGACAUGCUAAACAGAGAAUACAAGAGGAUUAUCUUAGAAUUUUAAGAUACUUCAGGUUUUAUGGGAGAAUUGUAGACAAACCUGGUGACCAUGAUCCUGAGACUUUGGAAGCAAUUGCAGAAAAUGCAAAAGGCUUGGCUGGAAUAUCAGGAGAGAGGAUUUGGGUGGAACUGAAAAAAAUUCUUGUUGGUAACCAUGUAAAUCAUUUGAUUCACCUUAUCUAUGAUCUUGAUGUGGCUCCUUAUAUAGGUUUACCUGCUAAUGCAAGUUUAGAAGAAUUUGACAAAGUCAGUAAAAAUGUUGAAGGUUUUUCACCAAAGCCAAUGACUCUUUUGGCCUCAUUAUUCAAAGUACAAGAUGAUGUCACAAAAUUGGAUUUGAGGUUGAAGAUCGCAAAAGAAGAGAAAAACCUUGGCUUAUUUAUAGUUAAAAAUAGGAAAGAUUUAAUUAAAGCAACAGAUAGUUCAGACCCAUUGAAACCCUAUCAAGACUUCAUUAUAGAUUCUAGGGAACCUGAUGCAACUACUCGUGUAUGUGAACUACUGAAGUACCAAGGAGAGCACUGUCUCCUAAAGGAAAUGCAGCAGUGGUCCAUUCCUCCAUUUCCUGUAAGUGGCCAUGACAUCAGAAAAGUGGGCAUUUCUUCAGGAAAAGAAAUUGGGGCUCUAUUACAACAGUUGCGAGAACAGUGGAAAAAAAGUGGUUACCAAAUGGAAAAAGAUGAACUUCUGAGUUACAUAAAGAAGACCUAAAACUGAUGGCUACUAAAAAGCAGAGCAUUUCUGGUAAGAAAGACUAAAUUUUCUCCAUUCCCUCUUAAUGAGGUUUUAGAAACUACACCAGAAUAAAAGACAGUUUAGGGGACCUCUGUAGAACAAGAAGGGUCUUAUUUUGUGAAUUAUAUUUCAAGAACUAAACUGAGAUCUACCUUUCUCGAUCAGAUUUAUAUCACCGAAAUGUACAGUUCUUUUGGAAUAGUUUCACCUGAGAAAACAUAGUUGGCUAUUAUCUUAACCUGUUCAGGCUUUUAAAAAAAAUUGAAGUGGUAACUGUCUUGAAGACAAAAUGUUUAUUGUUUGCAAUUGAAGUAACUGGGUUACCUUGAACAAUGACUAUCUAUGAUGUGUCAGUUCUUAUCUGAAUUCCAAAAUAAACUUUUGCUUAAAAAGGAAAAAAUUGACCAAGUUUGCAUAAAAUAUGAAUACUAAAUGUGUCCCCAGUUGCUGGCAUUCACACGUACAGGAUUUGUUCUAGAGCAAGCUAUGCUUUAGUAUGUGGUUGAUACUUUUCUGUCACAAUGAUUUCUUUAUGCAUGCAGAGUCUGGGAAAGUCAUGGGAUUAGCUUGAAGGUCACUCUUGAGCCUAUUAUUUUAAUAAGACAUUGGUAUUGGAAGAUAAAUGUGUUUAUGUGGUAUCUGACAAUGUAUAUCAGGUAUCAUAUACAAUGGUAAUAUGCCUCUCUUUAAAGUAAAUGUUAUUAAUUAAGAGGAUAUGGCUUACAUUAUUUAUUAUAUAUUUGUUCUUUAAAGAUUUGAGUCCUAAAUGCUUUCAUUAGGUAAAUAAAAUGUAUAACACAAACUGUUUAUUUCAGCUGCUAUACUGACAUUUCAUAAUUUAUUUCAUAAUUUAUUAUUUCCUUUCUAUGUAGCCAGUCAUAACAUCUUUGUACUCUAUGAGCAAAUAGUAAUUUUGGACCUUGAUAAAACAAUUUUGUAGAGUGUAAUAUUUCUAAGAGGAAGUGUCACAGGGGCUAUGAUGCAAGAAAGCCUCAGAAAUGACUGCACACAGGUCAGUAAUUAGCUGCAUUAUAAAAUAAUACUUUGACGUACUGCCAAAAUACAGACUUAGACCCAACAUCAUAUAAUACAUACUAUUUCUGUAUAGAAAGUAUGCAGAUUUAGCUAUCAGGUCUGGUUUUGUCAUGUGUAAAACCAUUUUCAGUAGUAGUAUGUGUGUGUUUUUACAGAUCAGAAAAUUUUAUUUGCUAGUAAACAGUAUGGGACAUACUGAAAUUAUAACAUUUCAGGGGGGAAAAGGUAUCUCAUUGUAACUUGUUUAGAUUUCAGCCUACAGAGAUGUAGUAUGCUGCUGAAAAGAACUUCCUGGGAUCCACUAUAGAGUAAGUAAGUUUUAGUGCAGUGUAAGAACUGUAUGAACAACCAGUGAAGUCAUAUAAACCCAAAAUUAUUAAAGUAGUGAAGAAGUAGAGCUUAGAAAAAAUAAGGCAGGGGCAUAUCCUGAAUAGAAGCAAUCUUGAAUUUUCAUUUGCUCUAUUUACCUAAAUAUGCAUAAAUAUGCAAUGUGAUACUCAACUGAUUUCACUCCACUCAAGGCAUGUAUUUUGGCCUCAUACUAUUACUAUAGUUUGAGUAAACAUUUAACCUGAUUGAUUAGUUUUAAAGUAGCAAAGGAGUAUCAAUAAAACCAAAGUUAUCACACAAAUGUGGAAGGACCCACUAAACCCUUGAAUAUAAGCAAAGAGGUAGGUGGCAAAGCAGUCUUUUUAGUACUUUAAAAUUAUGAGUAGAUAUUUUACAUUAUUUGAACAAAGAACAUGUGUAGUUUCACGCUUAAGGUUUACUUACAGAUUUUCUUCAAUUUACAUUGAACAAAAUACAGUAUCACGUUUAGCCUGGGUGAGGGGACAUGUUUUGGCAUCUUUUCCCUAUAGUAGUAGUUUUUGGUUCAAAUUAAUUUUUGAAAAAUAGUUUUUGUAUGGAACAGUAUAAAUGGGCUUAUAAGUUCAAAUACUGAGCAAAUACACAAUACUACUUUAUACUAACAAACAGGCACAUAAAGGAAAUGACAACUAUUCAUGGGCUCAAAAACCUGCAUAUUAAAACUGCAUAUUUUAAGUAAUUUUCAAAAUUUACAAAUCAGUAUCUCAGAGAAGCUAAAGAAAAUGGAAAGGAACAAAGCCCUUUUAGAAUAAUAUACAUUGCCUUGCUUCUUUC
Molecule: messenger RNA, 3954 nt
Organism: Nomascus leucogenys (northern white-cheeked gibbon)
Lineage: Eukaryota; Metazoa; Chordata; Mammalia; Primates; Hylobatidae
Gene: TRNT1
Product: tRNA nucleotidyl transferase 1
Biological process (GO): RNA processing
Molecular function (GO): nucleotidyltransferase activity; RNA binding
Source: RefSeq, a predicted model, not a curated record